AUGGCAAACUCAAUAAACAAAAAACUUUACACUAAAAUCACCCUACUAUCUCUGUUUUUGCUAUUGUGCCCUCUAGUUGCUAACUCAUACAACCCUAUUUACAAUUUAGCCAUCAAUUGUGGCUCCUCAACAAACACUACUUCUUUAGAUAAUCGAAUUUGGAUUGGAGAUAAUAUUGAUAACAUCAAUCUUUUUUCCUUCAUUGAACCAAAAACCACAAACCCGUCUUUUAAAACAUCACCUAAUUCUCUCUCAAAUACACAAAUUCCAUUCACAACAGCACGUGUCUCUCUCUCAAAUUUCACAUACUCAUUUUCUAACAUUAUCACUAAUUCCCCUGUUUUUAUUCGCCUUCAUUUUUACCCAACAUUGUACCAAAACUUUGAACCAACCAAUGCAGUUUUCUCUGUUAAAGUUAACAACAACAACUUUAGCCUUCUAAAAAACUUCAACCCUUCACUUUGGCUUAAUGAUGCUAAUGAGGAAAAAAUCACCAAAGAAUAUUGCAUACAAAUCAAACAAAAUGAAAAUCUAAACAUAACUUUCAUUCCUAACAACAUAAACACAUCAAAUGUUUAUUAUGCUUUCAUUAACGGAAUCGAAGUUGUGUCUAUGCCUUCUUUUCUCUAUUACACAAACCUUGAUGACACAAACUACCAUUUCAAAUUUAUUGGUUCAGACAACACAGAAUACCAAAUUCGUAACGACAAAGCUUUGGAGAUGGUUUAUAGAGUGAAUGUUGGUGCUAAUCAAGUUCCACCAAGUAAUGAUACAGGUAUGUUUCGUGAUUGGAAAAAUGAUUUUCCUCUUUACUUGGAGAAAGAAUAUCCACUAAGUGUAUCAAGUGAUUUUGGAGAACAUCUAAACUAUUUAAAAAACACUGUUCCAAAUUACACUGCACCAGAAGUUGUAUACUUAACUGCAAGAAGUUAUGGAAUGAAUGUGACAGUGGAUUAUAAUGUGACUUGGAAUUUUGAAGUUGAUUCAAAUUUUACAUAUAUGAAAAUGCUGAUGUGA
Molecule: messenger RNA, 1017 nt
Organism: Trifolium pratense (red clover)
Lineage: Eukaryota; Viridiplantae; Streptophyta; Magnoliopsida; Fabales; Fabaceae
Product: receptor-like protein kinase FERONIA
Exons: 2
Coding region: 1-1017 (338 amino acids)
Molecular function (GO): protein kinase activity
Source: RefSeq, a predicted model, not a curated record